This is a messenger RNA of Kogia breviceps (pygmy sperm whale), 5229 nucleotides long. The record is from RefSeq and is a predicted model, not a curated record. NCBI's taxonomy places the organism in Eukaryota, Metazoa, Chordata, Mammalia, Artiodactyla, Physeteridae.
ACACAUCAUGGGGAGAUAUUUCUCUCUGGGAACCUUCUGGAAAGAAAGUGCCACUGGACUAGCACCUUCAUCAGCGUCAAACCAGCGUGUCCCAAUUACGACCUCACUGUCUCCCCUCACCGCUUCCCCCACCCCAUUUGGCCAGAUCGUGUUGGCCUUGGGAAUUCUGGCUUUAAAAACAAAUUCCUGUAGCCAAUGCAGGACUCCUUGAAACUGCUUUGCUUUGGUUAUUCUGCUCAGAACAGCUCAUGACUAUGCAAAUAUGCCUUGUUUUGAAGACCUUGGCUUUGUGAAUAUUUUCUUGGGCCUCUCUGAUUUUUCUCAUCCGAAUUCUUAAAAGAUUCUGUAACAUAACAUGCAGUAUAAUGUAUAAUUAUGUGCUUUUCGUCAAGAAACAUUUUUUGAAUUCCUGUUACAAAAAAUAUCGAACAAAACCAUACUGUUGUAGCCUCUGUAAAUACUCCACAAAAGUGCUUACUUCAUUCAAAAAUCAUUUACAUCGUUACCAUGAAGAUGAAAUUGACCAAGAGCUGGUGAUCCCUUGUCCAAACUGUGUGUUUUCCUCUCAACCCAGAGUUGUGGGAAGGCACUUCAGAAUGUUUCAUGCACCUGCUCGGAAAGUCCAGAACUACACAGUGAAUAUUUUAGGUGAAACUAAAUCCUCUAGGAGCGAUGUGAUAAGUUUUACGUGUUUAAAAUGUAACUUUUCAAACACUCUGUACUACAGCAUGAAGAAGCAUGUGCUGGUAGCCCAUUUUCACUACUUAAUUAAUUCCUACUUUGGCCUGAGAACUGAAGAGAUGGGUGAGCAACCGAGAGCUGCCGAUCCCCGUUCCACCGAGAAGAUGCCCCCAUCCGACAGGUAUUACUGUAAAAAGUGCAGCGCCAACGCCAGCAGCCAGGAUGCUUUAAUGUACCACAUCUUGACGUCGGAUAUACACAGGGAUUUGGAGAAUAAGCUUAGGUCUGUGAUCUCAGAACAUAUUAAGAAGACUGGACUUAUGAAGCAAAUGCAUAUUGCUCCAAAACCAGCUGUACGUGUGGCUGUGCCGCCCAACAGCAGCGCCCCGGGCAUGCCAGCCACGCCUCCUUGCUUCCACCUUGCCUUGCCGCAGAGCAGCCAGAGCCAGACAGUGGAACAGCCAGUUCAGGGCGCGCCCCCUCCCGUGGCUGCGGCCUCGGGCGCUUCUGGAAGCCUCACCCACUCCCCGCCUGCCAUCGCCCAGUCUCACGUGACUCUGGUCUCCAGUCCUCUGCCGGUGGGCCAGGGCAACCUCACUCUGCCUCCCUCAGCACCUCAGCCUGUCUUUCUCUCUCAUGGAGUUCCACUCAGUCAGGCAGCAAACGCUCCUGUGUUGCCCUUGAGUCAGCCAGUGGGACCUGGAAAUAAGUCUCUCGGAACCGGUGUCCUCCCCAUAAACCAGACCAUCCGCCCGGGGGUUUUGCCCCGCAACCAGCCUGUUGGGCCCAUAAGCACACCAGUUGGGCCUGGAGUUCUUUCGGUAAAUAGACCUGUUGGGUCCGGUGUCCUUCCUGUCAACCCCUCUGUCACCCCUGGAGUUCUUCAGGCGGUCUCCCCAGGGGUGAUUUCUGUGAGUCGGACAGUCCCGUCAGGGGUCCUUCCUGCGGGACAGAUGACCCCUGCCGGGGUUAUCCCUUCAGGACAGACAGCAACUUCUGGGGUUCUCCCUGCUGGCCAGGUGGUUCAGUCAGGGGUGCUCCCCAUUGGCCAGACAGCCCCGUCGGGGGCGCUCCCCACUGGCCUGGCCGUCCCGCCGCGGGUUCUCCCUCCCGGCCCCGCGGUCCCGCUGAGGGUUCUCCCUGCAGGCCGCGUAGUCCCACCUGCGCUCCUUCCUCCCACCCAGACGGUCUCGUCAGGGGUUCUCCCUGUGAACCAGGCUAUCAACUCUGGUGUCCUUCAGCUCAGCCAGCCUGUCGUGUCAGGGGUCCUUCCCGUGGGCCAGCCAGGGAGGCCGGGGGUCCUGCAGCUCAGUCAGUCUGUGAGUACCAACAUCCUGCCUGCACAUCAGCCCAUUAGACCCGGGGCUUCGCCAAACACCGCUUUCCUCACGUCAGGCUCUAUUCUCAGACAGCUGAUACCCACAGGGAAGCAAGUGAACGGGAUUCCCACAUACACACUUGCCCCAGUGUCUGUCACUUUGCCUGUGCCCCCUGGAGGCGUCGCCACUGUUGCCCCUCCCCAGAUGCCCAUCCAGCUCCUGCAGUCGGGCACGGCUGCACAGAUGGCCGGCUCCGUGGCCAGCCUGCCCUCCCCACCAGUGGUGGUAAAUGCCACUCAGAAUAUGUUCCUUCAGCCCUCUUCGUCUGUGGCGGAGGCAAAUCAGGUGCUCAAACAGGCAAAGCAGUGGAAAACCUGUCCAGUUUGCAACGAGCUCUUCCCUUCCAAUGUCUACCAGGUCCACAUGGAAGUGGCACAUAAGCACAGCGAAUCCAAAUCCGCUGAAACACUGGAGCCGGAAAAGCUGGCGGCAUGUGCGCCGUUUCUAAAGUGGAUGAGAGAGAAAACAGUUCGGUGUUUGUCCUGUAAGUGCUUAGUCUCAGAGGAGGAGCUUAUCCGCCACUUACUAGUGCAUGGCCUGGGGUGCUUGUUCUGCCCGUGUACUUUCCACGAUAUUAAAGGCCUCUCAGAGCAUAGUAGGGCUAUGCACCUAGGGAAGAGGAGACUGCCCGCGGACUAUAGUGACAAAGGAUUUCAGCUGGAUGUCGAUGCCAAUGGCAGCCUGCUGUUUCCCCACCUUGACUUCAUCACCAUCCUGCCCAGGGAGGAGCUGGGUGAGCGGGAGGUCUACUUGGCCGUCCUGGCUGGGAUACACUCCAAGUCGCUGGUGCCCGUGUACAUCAAAGUGAGGCCGCAGACCGAGGGGGCGCCCGGGAGGCCUGGCAACCAGGCGCUGACCUGCCCCUUUUGCUUCGGCACCUUUGUGACGGCUGAGGCAUACGAGCUGCAUCUGAAGGAGCGGCACCACAUCAUGCCAACGGUCCACACGAUUUUGAAAUCCCCGGCUUUCAAGUGCAUCCACUGCUGUGGGGUUUACACGGGCAACAUGACCCUGGCAGCCAUUGCCAUACAUCUGCUGCGCUGCCGGAGUGCUCCAAAGGACAGCAGCUCAGGCCUGCAGGUCCAGCCUAAUUUUAUCGAGAACAGUGAACUGCUUUUAGUCAAUGGCGAGGUGAUACAUGACUCCGGUUUUUCUGUGAAGAGAAAGAUGCCUGAUGGCCAGUUUGGGGCUGAAGACCAGAGGGACGGCGAGGAGCAGCCUCUCCUCGUGAACUCUGACGCAGAGCCGUCCCCAGAGCAGGUGACGAGUGCUGUGCCUUUCAAAAGACAGAGGAAUGAAAGCAGGACGGAGGGACCCCUUGUUAAUGAUGAUGCUCUCCAGAUUUUAGCACUGAAUCCUAAAAAAUAUGAAGACCGUUCUUACGAAGAAAAAAAGCAGUUUCUUAGAGAUUAUUUCCACAAGAGACCAUAUCCCAGUAAAAAGGAAAUAGAACUGUUAUCCUCACUCUUAUGGGUGUGGAAAAUUGACGUGGCUUCAUUUUUUGGAAAAAGAAGGUAUAUUUGCAUGAAAGCAAUAAAAAAUCACAAGCCUUCUGUACUUUUAGGCUUUGAUAUGUCUGAACUUAAAAAUGUUAAACACAGAUUGAACUUUGACUAUGAACCACAAAACUUGUAAAAAAAUUAGGAAAUCUAAAGUACUAGAUAAUUAGUAGUCUUUUUCAAUUGAGAUUUUUUUAAAUGUUAUUUUCUUCACUGUAUGUUGAACUAAUCAAUUUCAGUGGUCUUUAUGCUGCUCUUUAGAUUUAUUUCAGGUGCUCAGAAAGACUUCUAUAUAAAGAAGUGAAUAGUUCUUUCAAGUUUAUUGUUUCCUGCAGCUUGAUUUUGUAACAGUUGUUUUUCAUUUUUUCCUCUGUCAUGUAAAUUAAAUCUUUUGAUAUUUCAUGCAUGCCUUGUUUUCCCAGUAGUGUCAGUAUCGUAUGAUAAAAACUGAAAUCUAUAUAUGUUUGUUUUUCAUUUAAGGAAAUUUCAGCUUGUUUCAGAAUACUUGAUUAACUGCGAAUUAAAACUGCUCUCCCUCAGCUUCACAAGUAGCAGCAGAUGAUACAGUAAAUGUUUAGAGAAGUGAGUAGAAGCCCCUGUGACAUGUCUGGUUCCUUAAGGAUGCACUGCAUUAACUUUUGCUGAUUUCUUCUUGUAAGAUGCACACGUAGCCCUUUAGGUGUCGAGAUAUGCAGGGCAUCCUGAUCCUAGAUGGUUACAGCACCAACAGUAACAGUGCCCUCUGUGUGCCAGAUUUUAUAUGUGCUUUCAAAUAACUAACUGGAGUGGCUACGUACUUCAGUAAGACAACUUACACAAAAGAAGGAGGGCAGCUGGUGCAGGACUUUCUGAAGCUCACUGGGGAAGCCUAAGUUUAGCCCUGCCCGUGGCUUGCUUCCCACUCCAGUCACAUGACUCCAGGCCUGUUAGCAGAGGCCUUUUCACUACGUUCAGCUCGAAGCUUCUGCAGUGGUGAGGCCAGAGGGAGCAGACUUGCCUCAGGUGGGACCUGAGCCCGCAUCCAGCCCCUGUGCCCUGUCGACGAAGAAACGCGCCUUCCUGAGCUGCUUCCUUAACAAAGGUUCAUACUCCUUGUGCCUUAUUCUCCAACAGUGUUUUUCAACCUGGGAAGGGCGGAACACCCUACAAAGAUUAAGGAGGGUGAGAAAGAAACGCUGUCAAAGCUGGAUGGCCCGAAAGCCCAAGCGAAUCGCAAGCUGCCGACAGCAGUGCACGUGACCGCGGGAUCUCCACCCACGGCCUGACGUCAGCAAACCUUCCCGUGGUCUUCAGCAAGGACGGAUUCUGCUCUGUGGACAGCCCAGAACUUACUUGAAGAAAGGGUUCUGCUGUCUGAAGAGGUUCAGAGAAAAUUCAAGUCUCCGGCUCCACCAAAGCCCUACGACACUAGCUCCACCCCUUCAGCAGAGGCACAGCCCCGUGGCGAGGAGGAGCACCUCCAGGGUGGCUGGAGCACCUUCUCCGGACGCUGCCGCCCUUCCAAGGUGGGUGAUGGUAUCUCACUAAUUGCUGUGCCAGCUGGGCUUGUGCAAGGACAGUGUAAAAGGCUUUGUUCUUUAAAACCUGUAGAAUAUAAGUGGCACAUGAGUCCUGUCUUUGCUGCAAGGGUCUGGGGUUCUGUCCGUGCUUUUCCUUUGGGUACUGAAUUC